AUGAAACCCGUCACCUCCCUUGCGGCCCUGCGCCCCGCGACGAGCUUUCUCAGUACCAACAACAGCUUGCGCACCUGGACAAUCGCUCGAUCGUAUGCGACGCAAAAUACACAAGGACCGACGCCCCUAGGGCCAAAGAGACGAGGCGUGACACCAUUUAAUGACGACGGCUAUGUCCCCUGGACCGAGCUUUCGGUCCCAGAGAAGGCGGCUCGCGCCACGCAGCAGAGCUUCAACGUUGGACUUGUCCUCGUUGGUCUCGUGCUCACUGUCAGUACCCUAUACAAUGCGAAUAGCGCAUUUUCCUGCGCAUGUUUCCAAACUAAUUCCAAUGAUCUGUUGCAGGGAGGAGUCGGAUACCUUUUGUGGACGGACGUCUUCUCGCCAAACAGCAAAACGGUCCAGUUCAACCGAGCCAUUGACAAGAUCAAAAAGGACGAGCGAUGUCUGGAGCUUUUCGGCGAAGCAAAGAAGAUUCUCGCUCAUGGAGAAGAGACGAACAACAAGUGGCAGCGCGCGCGACCUCUAGCGUCGUCGGAGCGCGUGGAUAAGCAGGGAGUUCACCACCUGCUCUUACACUUUCACGUUGAAGGACCUCGCAACCAGGGUGUAGCGCAAGUCCAUAUGGUCAAGCCUCUCGGACACUCCGAUUACGAAUACAAGUACCUGUUUGUCGAUGUCAAAGGUCAUGGGCGAAUCUAUCUGGAGAAUUCCGAUGCGAAACGAUCCGAUUCUGGAAAGAAGUCAUUCACCCUGUUUGGGGUCAAAUGGGAUUGA
Molecule: messenger RNA, 777 nt
Organism: Cordyceps militaris CM01
Lineage: Eukaryota; Fungi; Ascomycota; Sordariomycetes; Hypocreales; Cordycipitaceae
Product: import inner membrane translocase subunit tim-21
Exons: 3
Coding region: 1-777 (258 amino acids)
Biological process (GO): protein import into mitochondrial matrix
Cellular component (GO): TIM23 mitochondrial import inner membrane translocase complex
Source: RefSeq, a predicted model, not a curated record